AUGCGGAACAGGGCUAGCAACACAUUGUCCAAGGGGAAAAUCCGUCAAUCAUGGAGCAAGUACAACUUGUAUAACCUACAGCGAUUCCGUUCCCCGGGUACAGCACACCGCACAUUCUUCCAGCAAAAAUGGACCGCCAAGGCUCUUUCUCGUGCCUACCACGGUGAACAAGUCCGCGAGGGUCAAUGGAAGCGCAUGUUCUCCAAGCGCAUCCGUAGCGUGGUUCCUAUGAACACCGCCGAUCUCGCCGCAGAUGAUGGAUCCUCGAUGGCUGCUGGUCGUGGUUCUGGUUUGAAUAACGACGUCAAGUCCCCCUCUAUGCCUCGUCUGGUUCCGUAUACCAACAUGGCGUUCGCUCCCCUGGAGCGUCGUCUGGAUGUUGCUAUUUUCCGUUCUCUAUUUGCUAGCAGUGCUCGACAAGCCAGACAAUUCGUUAUCCACGGUGCUGUCACUGUCAAUGGACAGAAGAUGAGACACCCUAGCUACCUUCUUAACCCUGGCGAUCUCUUCCAGGUCGACCCGGACCGUGUCAUGUUCGCUACCGGCGCCCCCAAGACCAAGUUCGAGCGACGAGAGACCCGCCAAUUGAAGUCAAAGGCCGCCGUCGAGGCCGAGGAGGCAGAGGCCGAGGCUGAUGCCGAAGUCGAGAAGUCGGAAUCCGCGGAGAAGAAGGAGAACACCAAGGAGACUCUUAAGGCUUUGUUGGCACAGGCCAAGACCGUCAUGUCAAAGGACAAGGAUGUUCUUGCUGCCAAGCGCAAGCAGGAGCUGCGCGGUUUCCAGAAGGCUGUGCGCCGUGUUCUGUCCCGCUCUUCAACCAGCACCAUCCUCACAGACAGCUUGGAGGCACAGUUCUCCGAACUGACACUGAUGUUGAAUGCUAAGCAGGCAGAGAAGAAGCCCAAGGAGAAUAAGAAGAAGUCUAAGGAGCAGACCGAGGUGUCAGAGGAGUCAGAGGUCGCCGCGGCUUCCGAGGAAUCGGAAGUGCAGGCUAGUGACAAGCUCUCUGAGGCUUUCCAGAAUGCCUCAGAGGGUAAGGACGUCGACACAUCCGAGCUCAGCGAUGAGGAAUUCGACACUCUUCGCCGUGCUCUUACCCAGAUGCGUGACAACCCCAUUGAUAGCUCCAAGCCCUACGCUACCCCCUGGCGACCACGCGAUUACAUGUCCGCCUUUGCCUUCAUCCCUCGCUACCUCGAAGUUAACCAGAACAUCUGCGCCGCUGUUUACCUGCGUCACCCUGUCGCCCGUCCUGGAUCCGCUGAAGUCCCCACUCCUUUCGGCGAGACGAUUGCCACUCCGGCCUAUGGCUGGUACCUGAGGAGACGUUGGUAG
Molecule: messenger RNA, 1335 nt
Organism: Penicillium malachiteum
Lineage: Eukaryota; Fungi; Ascomycota; Eurotiomycetes; Eurotiales; Aspergillaceae
Product: mitochondrial 37S ribosomal protein uS4m
Exons: 3
Coding region: 1-1335 (444 amino acids)
Biological process (GO): positive regulation of translational fidelity
Cellular component (GO): mitochondrial small ribosomal subunit
Molecular function (GO): rRNA binding; structural constituent of ribosome
Source: RefSeq, a predicted model, not a curated record